Sparassis crispa is the source of this 1656-nucleotide messenger RNA. RefSeq lists its product as hypothetical. The transcript is spliced from 5 exons. The record is from RefSeq and is a predicted model, not a curated record. Gene Ontology annotation, biological process: ubiquitin-dependent protein catabolic process; positive regulation of proteasomal ubiquitin-dependent protein catabolic process; protein polyubiquitination. The coding region runs from base 1 to 1656 and encodes 551 amino acids. Gene Ontology annotation, molecular function: zinc ion binding; ubiquitin protein ligase activity; ubiquitin conjugating enzyme binding. Gene Ontology annotation, cellular component: cytoplasm; ubiquitin ligase complex. Lineage: Eukaryota; Fungi; Basidiomycota; Agaricomycetes; Polyporales; Sparassidaceae.
AUGUCGUCCGCAGCAAGUCCGUCCCGCCGUCCAGCCCGGACGGUCGAGCAGGAUUUGCGUGCAUCUGUUGCACGACUCAGCGCAGAGGACAUCGCUAUCCUACGCUCAGGUGCGAGACGCCCAGGUCAGCAGAAAUCGGAUCGUGAGUUGGCGCUCGAGCUCGCUGAAGAGGAAGCUCGGCUUUUUGCUGUCUUCGAGGGGGAUCAUGCCCUUGCAUUAGAACUGGGCAUGCGUGGAGACGCUAAUGUCCCUCCCAUGGCUAGGCCUACACCAAUUCUACCGCACAAUCGAUCUACUCGUACAGGAUCUGGCUUCUUCAGCUUCUUGUGGGGGUCAGCUAUCCCCGGCACCAAUAUGCAAACACAGAGUCCAGCCGGGAAUCAGCGGCCACCUGCCGCUACCACUCCCGUACGAGCACCCGACCCACCUCUGACCGGUCACAGUUGUGUCAUCUGCAUGGACCCAAUUCGAGGCGUGGAAAUACGAGCUCCAUGUGGAGAUUACUACGACAGGGCGUGCAUUCUGGAGCUCUUUCAGGCGGCGACCAGGGACGAAUCGCUCUUCCCUCCUCGCUGCUGCAGGCAGAGAAUCCCUCUCGAAUCCGUGCAACAGCACAUGACUGCAGAACUCCUGAAUCUUUUCAAGUCCAAGACAGAGGAGUUCAGCACACUGAAACGUGUCUACUGUGCUCGCCAGUCCUGCAGCCGCUUCCUCGGUGCACAGAUCGAGAGCUCGCUGAAGUGGAUCUUCUGGCCGACAUACAAGUGCUCUGCUCCCGGAUGCGGUACUGAGACAUGCUCCUGGUGCAAGAAGAAAGCAACCUUCGGUCACCGGUGCGACGGCGACGACGGCAACGACCAGCGCGUCCUGGCACUGGCGCGUGCGCAGGGCUGGUCGCGCUGCCCAGGCUGCGAGCAAAUCAUCGAGCUCAAUCACGGAUGCUUCCACAUGACCUGCAGAUGCCGCACGCAGUUCUGCUACCUCUGCCGCGCCAGGUGGAAGACGUGCGCGUGCCCGCAGUGGGACGAGCGUCGCUUGCUUGCUGCUGCGGAAGCGCGCGCUGAUGCACAGCUGCGCCGCGGCGCUGCCCCCGCCCCCGCCCGCGCGGUAGCUCAGGAUUUCCGCGCCAAUCCAGUCGCUCGUGCGCGUCCUGCUCAAGCAGCUCUCGCCCCCGCCGGUGCAGUGCCUGCGCCUGCGCCUACGAUCCGCCCAGCGGCGAACCCUGUGAGGCCGGCGGCGGGACCCGCUUGGUAUGUCGACCGCCGUCCGGUGUAUGGCCAAGUGCCCGUCGGGAGGAAUCCGACUGUUGGGUCCGCACCUCAGCGCCCUGCUGCAGCUACGGCGAGCCAAGCACAUACAGGACGUCAGCCGGCCACAGUCACUACCCCUCGCAACCAGCCUUUGGCCGUACAUUACCGGGCAGUUUCCCGAUCUACAAAUGUAGUAAAUGCUGCAGUGGUGCCGGACAGGGCUACUCUCAUAAGGACCUGGGUUGACCGCCUGCGGGACGACCACGAUUGUAACCACGCGCAUUGGCAGUAUCGCCGCGGAGGAGGACACUGUGAGUCCUGUCACGAUAGACUCCCAAUUUACCUUCUCCGUUGUACAGGUUGCGAGAUGCUGGCCUGCAGGAGAUGCCGGCAGAACCGGCUGUAG